Messenger RNA from Bacillus rossius redtenbacheri, 6693 nucleotides. RefSeq lists its product as uncharacterized. The record is from RefSeq and is a predicted model, not a curated record. Bases 3221 to 5443 code for a protein of 740 amino acids. NCBI's taxonomy places the organism in Eukaryota, Metazoa, Arthropoda, Insecta, Phasmatodea, Bacillidae. The transcript has 5 exons.
ACUCACCGGUAGCAGCUGCGACGAGGAAGCGAAGGAAGUGGGAGGGGGAAUGGCGACAACAUUCUCUCUCUCUCUCUCUCUCUCUUUUAUUUUACUAGCUGCGCUGGCUUUCUGUAGAGGGGAAGGUCUAAAUAUAAACAAGAGACGUGCGAGCUUGCGCGCGCACGUGUGUGUGUGUGCUGUGAGCGUGUGUGUGCAAGAGACCAGGUUGUGUGCGUGCGUGCGUGUGUGUGUGUGUGUGUGAAAGUGAGGCCUUGUUGCUUGUGCGUAUGUGUGGGGGCUGGCCAGAAACGUCACCCGUCACCCGGCAGUUAACGACUUCCACUCCUCCCCGCCCUCCCCAUCACUUUUUUUUUUUCCGUGUAUAGCGCGCAUCCUUAUUUUUUUCCUUUACUUGAGGGGAAAAAAGGGCGCGCUAUACACGAGUAUAUACGGUAUUUCAUGAGUGCAGUACAUACAAUACAGUAAUUUCUAGCAGAGUUAGGACGUAGGACUAAAGCUGUAAAUGGUAGCUAUGCAAUGUUUUUUAAUGUUGAACUACAGUGAAUUUCUUUACGUGUUUGAAAUCAGAAAAAGAAAACAUGCAGCAGAAUUUAUUUAAAGAAAAAAAAAAAAAAAAAUAACAAAUAAAAUUUAAUUUAAGUUCUAUAUAAGAGAAAAAUGUACACAUUUUAUAACAGUAUAAAAUAUUUACCACAGUAAAAUUUCCCAGGCUUUGCAGCCAUUUUCAGAAUUUGCUAAGUUUGUAGGUUCUAGCCACGCGAAAGUUACCUAUUGUAAUUUGGUAACUCCCCUACACAAUGUCAAUAGGCAACAGCUGUCUUAAAAAUGGCAACUGUAAUGUCAAUGAAAAUAUCAAGAUUAUUUCUUCAAUUCUGACAAGGCUACAGCCCACAUCUGUAAGCCAAUUCAAGUUAACAAUAAUAUUAUUGUUACAAGACUCUAGCAAGAUGCUUGCCAGCCAGCCCACAUGCUUGCAUGCAGGAUCGAGCACGGUCAAUUACCACCACACGCCUUAUCUCAUUAACAACGGUGCCUCGCUAACAGCACAUUCUCAGAGCUCCGCAUGCAUGAAGUGGCAUAGCUAGGUAAUGACAUAUGUUGUGACAAAAAAUGAUGUCAUAUUACACAUUUAAAAACAAAGUUUUAAGUUUUCACUUCUGUUGACAGUCGCCAUGAUUGUCUAUUUAUUUAAUUUUUUGAUACCUUAAAAUGGCAUUAAGUAUACAAAAUAUGUAUCACCUGAUGCAUAUUUUGAUGCUGUACAAUAUGCAAAAACUCUUAAUCAAGAAAGUUCAAUUUAAAUUUGUAUUUUAAAUGGCAACAACACAAGCCAAAACAAGGACAGUGCUUACAGCAGUUGGCAUAACUUAGAAAGUGCAAUCUAAGAGUGCGAGGCUCUUAGAUACUAUGCUAAAGAAUAAAAAAAUUAGAUUACUGUUAGUAAUAAAUUUUUUAGUACAGAAUGAAAAACAUUUUCCCGGUAUGUAACAUUAUUGUCACUAUGUUGUCUCUCACACUAUGAUUUUACACUUGCCCAGUGAUUUAAAAAAAGAAAAUAGUUCGGAAUUUGUUUGUCCUAAAGUAAUUUGUCACACUUUUGUUUGCUGUAAAGUUGAUUGUCCUAUUGCAGUUUGUCCUAAAUUAGGUAGCCCUGAUUUUAUGCAACAAAUCAAUUUUAGGCAAAUGACGUGUAUUCAAAAUAAUUAUUAACAUCCAACUUCCUUGUCGUUAUGGCAAUGAAAACUUCAAAGCAAAUUAAGAGGCUUAUGUACUGCUUGUCAAAACUUGGAAUACACCUACCUUUUCUCAAUCAUUUUUAAAUUAUACUACUAAAGAUACAGCAUUGCUUAUUUUUUCCUCACGAGAAAUAAGUUGGUUCGCUGUAUCUACCUAUUAGAAUUUUAUGUGCCACUAUGUCAAAUAACUUUAAAAAAUUGUUCAAAAGAAGGUAUUUGGUGCCUCUUUUCUUGUUUCCUUAACAUAAAUAUUUGAUUAUUACAUCCCUAGGACUAAAGUACUAAUUUUUCUGACUAAAAUGAUACCAUAAAAGUUGAUGGUCACAGCAUUGGAAUUCCGUGUAAUUGUUUGUGAAAAGUGGAUAUUUUCGCGCGACCAGAGCCUGGCUCCUGCUGCCUGCCUCGAGCGACGGUUGAAACACGCCGAGCCCACGCAGGAGUCCGUGCGGAGAGGGGAUGGCCCUUCCUGAAGGCGCAGGAGGGGAAGUUGUUGGACGAUAACGCGCGCUUAUCUGCGCGAGGUUCCAAACUGACGUCCUGGUAAUUUAAUAUAGCCGUUGUCAUUCAGAGCGCCAGUAGAAGCUGUUGGGUCGAUUUAUUCUGUUAAUAUUUCCUUCCCGGGAUUUGUAAAUUUAUUUGCCUUUAGCGUGCGGUAAAACGUGUUGUGGUAAAACGUCACAAAAAUGGAAGAGAAACGAGACAAGAGAAUUGGCAAGUCGGGACAUUUAUGGUUAAGUGCUCGACGAAAGAAAAGGAAAGCAACGGCGGCGAUCGCAUACCAGCAAGAAAGGAAAAAGAAAAGACUUCAAGAACACUCGAAAAUUCCAGAGGAGAAUACUUCGACAGUAAUCAAUAAGGGAAACGAGGAAUGGUCGGCACCUUCUACAAGUCGUAGUGAAAGCGGAAUUCUCAAUUUGAUAACUGGAACAAAAAUCUUGCAGUACGAAGAGAAUCAUCAUAACAGUCAAGAUGUAGAUCUGCAGGAAGUACUUUCUGAAAAGCCCGUGACACAAACAAUAGUUCGAGACAACCUGAAUUCCAAAUCAUAUACUUGUCUACAGCCAGUUUCGAUACUACACGAGUCUGGAUGCACAUCCUGGGAAAGACAUGAAGAUGUUGCGGAAUUACAAUGCCCAGCUAGUGUCCCAACAUGUGGUGUCUCCGAAGCACCUCAGAAUACACAAGAGUGCUCUGGUAUGUCGGCGUGCCAUGUAGAGCAGUGCGGGGGUUUGCAUAGCAGUUCAGAAGAUCUUGAAAAGGAGACGCCUGUAUCCACAGUGAUCAUUACCAACAAAGCACAUGUUAACAAUGAUAAUGAAAAAUCACUCGAAGGAAAUCGUAUAGUGGACAUUUCAUUUAUCUUAAGGAAGAUGACCUAACUUGGAAACCACAAUCCUGCUUUUGGGUGUUCGUUGAAUAACUUAAAAUGCGUAAAUGAAAUUCGUCAUGGUCUUUGGUCUGUUAUCGUUUUAGAAUGCAACAUGUGUAACGGAAAAUUUUCUAUUCAGACUCAAGAUCCUGAUACUUCAUCAUCACAUAUGGACAUAAAUUCUAGAGCUGUUGCUGGAAUUAUGAGUGUGGGAGGUGGCUUUUCGCAUCUGCAAGAAAUAUGUGCUAGCAUAGGAAUGCCGAGCAUGUCUUCGAAAACAUACUCAGUAAUACACGAUAAGAGUUGCGAUGGCUGGGAAAAGGCAGCCAUAAAAGAAAUGCAGGAUGCAGCAAAGGAAGAAGCAGAGCUAGCAGUAGAAAGAGGCGAUGUGGAUGAAAAUGGUACUCCCCUUUUAACUGUUGCAGUUGAUGGUUGUUGGUCGAAGAGAUCCUACAGAACCCAUUAUAAUGCACCCUCUGGAGUAGCAGCAAUAGUGGGAUUCUACACGAAAAAGGUUUUGUUCAUGUCAGUACGGAACAAGUUUUGUUACGUAUGUGCACGAAGUACAAGUGGAGAGGACAUUCCCAAGCAUGACUGCUACAAAAAUUGGUCGGGAAGCUCCACUAGUAUGGAAGCAAAUAUUAUACUAGAAGGAUUUCAACAGAGUGAGGCGCUCUACAACGUGAAGUACAGUAAAAUGAUUGCUGAUGGUGACAGUAGCUGUUAUAAGAAGAUAUUGGAGGCACGACCAUAUGCAAAUCUAACUGUUGAAAAAAUAGAGUGCCGAAAUCAUCUUCUACGAAAUUAUUGUACCAAACUGAGGAACUUGUCAGAACAGCACAGGAUUUGUUCUUCAUCGCAAAGGAAAUUAUUACUUCAAAAAAUUUUGAAACUACGAAGGGCAGUGACCGAAGCUGUGAAACAUCGUAAGUCGGAAGAAAUGUCACUCCGUGAAAAAAUAGCUCUCCUUCAAGCCGACAUUUUGAAUGGACCAAGCCAUGUCUUUGGUGAUCAUAGUAAGUGUUGUCAGUAUUUUUGUUCGGGUCCUAAAGAAGGUGAGAAAAAUAUUGUGCCUGAACUGAAAAUGAGUGAGUUGUACGAACACAUUAUGAAAGCUGUUAAGUAUUUAGCAUAUAAUUCAAGGAGCUUAAUUCAUGAUGUCGAUAGCAAUGUUGUCGAACAGUUCAACUCGAUAAUAGCCAAAAUUGUUGGAGGCAAGAGAAUCAACUAUGCGCUAAAGAGAUCUUAUCAGGGAAGAUGCUCCGCUGCAGUUGUUUCUCACAACACCAAAAAGCCACAUUACGUACUACACAAAACAUUGUGUGACGGUUUCAGCCCAAACAAGUUUGUCAAGAAAUUGGAGCUGUCUCGGUCAAGGAAAAGAGAAGAAACAGGUUCCAAAGGAAAGCGUGUGAAUCGCGCUAUCAUUAUGAAAAGAAGCAAAUCUGAAAACCCCUCAGGUUUAGGAGAUGUUAACUAUGGUCCGAACUGUGAACGGCCAGAUAUGGCCCCCGAUCUUUUUCAAGUAGAAAAAGAAAAUCUACUGAAGUCACUGGAAAAAACUGUUGAAGAACGCAGAGAAAUUGAGAGGGGAACACUUCUUCAAGCAGGUAGUGGUGAAUGGCUGGAACGGAGGCGCAAAAUGCUGACAGCUUCCAAAUUUGGACGAAUUUGUCACCGACGUGCUACUACAAGUUGCAAAGCCUUGGUUAAAAACAUCAUAUACUCAUCGAGUAUUUCAAGUGUUCCAGCUAUUGCAUAUGGAAAAAAGAACGAAUCGAUUGCUCUUGAGCAGCUUGAAAGGCAAGAGAAUUUAGUAAUCCAACAAUGUGGCCUUUUCAUAGAUGAACAACUUCCAUUCCUUGGAGCAACUCCAGAUGGCUUGAUUGGGGAGCAUGGCCUUGUAGAAAUCAAAUGCCCGUCGUCUGCAGCAGGUAUCGAUGUAGAUAAAGCAGUUUCAGAUGGUAAAUUAGGUUAUCUGAUGUGCAACGACCAAAACAAAGUUACACGCUUGAAAACAAAUCAUGACUAUUAUUAUCAAGUACAGGGACAGCUACACAUCACAAACAGAAAAUUUGCUCUUUUCGCCAUUUGGACAUCAAAAGAUAUUCCCAUUAAAGUUGUUACUGUACAAAAAGAUGAUCAAUUUUGGAAAGAAAAAAUGGAGAAACAGUUGACCAGGUUCUAUUUUGACUGCAUGGUUCCAGAACUGGUAGACCCUCGUUAUACCAGAAACAUGGAAAUCAGAGAUCCAGAGUAUAUUAGGCAUAUUCCAUGCAAAAAGAAAGGAAAAGUGUCUGCCUCGAAGAACUCAAAAGACAUAAUAAUGCAAUGAAUUUUAUAGUUUCCUGUUUCCUGUACUUCCCUUUCAUGCUCAGAUUUAUCUGAAACGAUCAUGAGUGAGCUGAUGGAUAAAUCAUUUGUUAUUUGUGUGUAUAAGAACAUAUGGUCAUGCUAUGAAAAAUUUGUCAUGUAUUUUAAUUAUUACCGUAUUUUGUAAUUCAUAUGUAAUAGCCAGUAGUCUUUUUAUAACAUUUCUUGCAUACAUUUAAUAGUCUUCUUGUUCUUGUUACUAGGGGGGCCGCGGUGGUGUAGGGGUCAGACAUCUUGCCUAACACCUAUGCGAUCUGGGUUAGAUCCUCGGCGGAUCCGGUCCGGGAUUUUCACAUGCGGGAAACGUGGUAUACGUUGCCGUUGGCCGACGGGUUUUCUCGGUGUACUCCCGUUUCCCCCGCAUUUUCGCAUUCUGUCACUUCUCAAUUGUAGAGCAUCACUUCAUGUCAUCCUUCAGGGCUCGCGGAUAUCUACGGGAGCACACUAAGAAAUUCUCUGCUCCUGGGUCUAAUACCCUGCCCUCGGGUACCCUCCCCAUACGCCAUUUAUUUAUUAUGCAUUCUUGUUACUAUAAUUAAUUAGCAAUAAUCUAACUUUGUUUGUUGGAAAAAAUUGCUAAACAUCUGCUUAUGGAUUUGUACUUACCAGUGAAUAAGUGCUGUGAUUCACAAUGUUAUUUCUUUGAAAUUGUCUCCCAUAUGUGUUAUUAUUUAUAUGGUAUGCUCUUGUAGGCUGUGCUGAUCUAUAUACAUUUCAUCCUCAAGACAGUUCUCCAUUACACGAAAAGCAUGGAGAGAGCACAGAUACUGUACAGAGCGAUUUUCACAAAGCCGAGAGACCAAAAUAUAAUUUUGCCUGUUUGGUUCUCAUUGCAAACAAAUGCUUGUUUGUUGCUUUUUAUGUAUUAGUAUUUUUAUAUAAAAGAAACAUAUUCUCUAUGUUGAGGCUAUGGAGCACGCUACGGUCUUUGCAUAUAAAUUCCAUAGAAUUUGUAACUGUUAAAAAAACUGGGUAAUAAUGCUGAGAAUUAUUGACUAGAAUUAUAAUUUUUGAAUGUGUGUUUAUAGAAGUGCUUAUUCAUAUUUGUAUAAUGUAAAUAGUAGAAUUUUGUUAUGCAGGUUGUUAUAAACAUGUGUUUUUUUAAAAUGUUUUAAUUACAUUAAACAUCUAUGCCAGCUAUGAUUGUGAUAAGAAAAAAUGACAUUUUUCUGUAAUAAUAUCUUUAUAUCUGUCAUAGAAUGCGAUUGUCGU